Molecule: messenger RNA, 1383 nt
Organism: Rotaria sp. Silwood1
Lineage: Eukaryota; Metazoa; Rotifera; Eurotatoria; Philodinida; Philodinidae
Source: the annotation of a GenBank genome assembly
AUGGAAACUAUUAAAGGAAAACCAAUAUUUGAACAUCAAGGUUAUUUAUAUAUUUUUAAUAAAGAAUCAAGUAACAAGGUGAUAUGGUGUUGUCGUAAUUAUCGUCAUAAUAACUGUCGCGGUCGACUUCAUACAAUUAAUGAUCAAGUUGUACAAACAGUUGGUGAACAUAAUCAUGAACCAAAUCAUUCAUCAGGUGAAAUUAUUGAAGCACGUACCAAAAUGACUUAUGCAGCUAAACAAACUGUUAAUACAACACAUGAUAUAGUAGCUGAUGGUGUAUCCAAAUUAUCUGAUCAUGCUGUUGCAUCAUUACCAAACUUAAAGAAUAUUAAACGAACUGUUCGACGAAUUCGUCAAAAACAUCAAAAUCCAUUUCCAUUACCAACAAAUCGUGAUUCACUUGUUAUUGAUCCAUUAUUUAUGAAAACAAAUCGUAAUAGAACAUUUUUACAAUUCGAUUCUGGACCAAUUGACCAAAGAAUGUUAAUAUUCACAACAAAAAAACAAUUAAAAAUAUUAGAAAAUGGAAAUUAUAUAUAUUUAGAUGGAACAUUUGAUGUCGUUCCUGAAUUGUAUUUCCAGCUUUAUACAAUUCAUGUUAAAUAUUUGGAUCAUAUUUUACCUGCAGUUUAUAUACUAUUACCUGGCAAAAAACAACGUUUAUACAAAGCAAUGUUACAAGAAAUAAAAAAUUUAGUACCAAAUUUUGAUCCACCGAAUGUUAUGAUUGAUUUCGAGCGUGCAAGUAUGAAUGCAAUUAAAAGUUUAUUUCCGACAUCAAAUUUAAAUGGAUGUUUUUUCCAUUUAUGUCAAAAUAUUUAUCGUGCUGUUAUAAGAUUUGGUUUAAAAACAUUAUAUAGUGAAAAUGAAGAUUUUGCGCAACAAAUUCGGUGUUUACCAGCAUUAGCAUUUUUACCAAUUACUGAUGUUAUUCCAACGUUUGAACAAAUUAAAUCUCAAUUUCCAGCUGAAGGUGAACCUGUAUUAACUUAUUUUGAAGAAAAUUAUAUAGGUGUUAAAACUCGUUUAUCAAGACCACGCAAAGCACCAAAAUUUGAUAUAGAAUUAUGGAAUGUUAACACGAAUACAUUGCACGGUCAACAUCGAACAAAUAAUGUGGUCGAAGGUUGGAACAACAGAUUCUCAUCGUUGCUUAAUUGCAGUCAUCCAAAUUUUUGGAAAUUUUUAAAAGGUUUAAAAAAGGAACAAUCUUAUGUCGAUGCUCAAAUUAUUCAAGCAGAAACUGGUGCUAGACAAGCACGAAAACGUGAACAAAUUCGUCGUGAAGCACAUAUUUUGAACUUAUUAAAUGAACCAACAACAACAAACUUCGAAAAAGUACGUGGUUUGGCUCAAAAUAUUUCAUUAAAAAAUUCAUAA